Messenger RNA from Arctia plantaginis, 963 nucleotides. The record is from the annotation of a GenBank genome assembly. NCBI's taxonomy places the organism in Eukaryota, Metazoa, Arthropoda, Insecta, Lepidoptera, Erebidae.
AUGGCGAAAAGGAUUGCGCAAAGUUCCGUAAACUGGGCCGCCUUGGCCGAGAGGGUCCCAGCCGACCAGAAGGUGCACCUUGCUGCUUUCAAGAUCAGAUCGGACUCUUACCUCCGAAGGGUCUUGGCUAACCCUCCUGAGCCACCGAAGAUCAACUGGACUGUUUACAAAAAUGUUGUCCCCGUGGCAGGAAUGGUUGACAAGUUCCAGAAACAGUAUGAGGCGUUGACUAUCCCGUACCCAGCUGACACUCAGACUGCUCAGGUGGAGGCCCAGUGGACUGAAGUCAAGAAGGCCAUCGAGGCUUUCGUUAGCGAAUCUAACAAGAACAUUACAAGCUAUGAAAAACAAAUAAACGAGAUCAAGGCUCUGCUGCCAUACAACCAAAUGACGAUGGAAGACUACCGUGAUGCUCAUCCAGAGACUGCUUUGGACCCGAUCAACAAACCCACCUUCUGGCCACACACCCCUGAUGAGCAGCUGGACUAUGUUGACCCUGACAAGCCCGCUCACUCUGGUUCACCCUCUUAUAAAAAGUCAGAAACUGCUAUGCAGAUAGUAUGUGGUAAGAGAGCAGAGUGCAUUGAGGUGCGUCGAGAUCGCAUUCUGAAAGAGAUUGAAAACCCCAACUUACGUCUUACACUGCAGAACAUUCCCCCUAGUCAAGAAUAUCUGUUUAGCCGAGAGGCCUUGCAACCGGUUAUAGCUUCUCUGGGAGGAUCUCAAAUGUGGCUAAAUACUCCGUCUUAUGUUAGAGAGAAGAAAUCAUAUAAUAUAGCACAAUCUCAGUACAGGAAACCUCACAAAACUCACAGUAGAGACUAUAAAACUCAUACCAAGAAUUAUAAGUUACAAAAUAAGGAUUAUAAGUCACAGAAUAAACAAAACUUUAAAUAUAAAAGUAGUCAGCCCUUUCGUAAAGGCUAUUCAAAUACCAACCAAGCCAAUAAAAAACCGAGUUGA